GUUUACCCAUGCUACUUUGACAAGAACCGAUCGCACAAGGAAGGACGUCGCGUGAAUAAGGAGCUGGCUGUUGAGAACCCGCUGGCAAAGGACUUGGCAGAUGCGCUGAAAUCAAUUGGAUUCAGCUGCGUUUUGGAGCCUCAGAAGACUCACCCACAAGAUUGGGCCAACCCAGGCCGUGUACGAUUACAAUUCAAGGAGAGUGAUGGGUCGUUCGCGCAUCCCAUCGUCAAGAACAAAGCAGAUCUUUACGUCGCCAUCUCUCAUUAUCUCAAGCACAACCCCACGACACCACAGUCUGCACUUCGCCUGCCCAUCCCAGGCCUUCCCAGCGACAAACCACCUCCACCACCUGCCGUACCCAAAGGCAAACACUGGAAGAUCAACACCGUCGUACCACUCCAUUCGCCCGCAUUGACCGGUGGUGGUGUAUCAGAAAACCCCUUGGGCGAUAUGCAGUCGAUGAUGCGCAACAUGGGCGGGCCUGGA
Messenger RNA from Saitoella complicata NRRL Y-17804, 489 nucleotides. RefSeq names its product SRP19-domain-containing protein. The transcript has a single exon. Lineage: Eukaryota; Fungi; Ascomycota; Saitoellomycetes; Saitoellales; Saitoellaceae. Gene Ontology annotation, cellular component: signal recognition particle, endoplasmic reticulum targeting. The annotation marks the transcript as partial. The record is from RefSeq and is a predicted model, not a curated record. Gene Ontology annotation, molecular function: 7S RNA binding. Gene Ontology annotation, biological process: SRP-dependent cotranslational protein targeting to membrane, signal sequence recognition; SRP-dependent cotranslational protein targeting to membrane.